Messenger RNA from Limulus polyphemus (Atlantic horseshoe crab), 462 nucleotides. Its product is annotated as dihydroxyacetone phosphate acyltransferase-like. Gene Ontology annotation, biological process: ether lipid biosynthetic process. The record is from RefSeq and is a predicted model, not a curated record. The annotation marks the transcript as partial. Lineage: Eukaryota; Metazoa; Arthropoda; Merostomata; Xiphosura; Limulidae. The transcript has 3 exons. Gene Ontology annotation, molecular function: glycerone-phosphate O-acyltransferase activity. Gene Ontology annotation, cellular component: mitochondrial membrane; peroxisomal membrane.
GAACAAAGAAGGAAAGGCUUUUAACAACGAAUUGGAAGUGUUCAAAUUCUACAUUUCUCCCGAUCUAACAUCUUUAUGUAUAAGGACAUGGCUUCAACUUCUACAAGAAUCAUAGGCGGAAAGACAUUCAUGGAGAUUUUAGAAGAAAGACGUAAAGAUGGCGACUUUCUGUGGGUGACUCGUUCUUUCCAGACACCUAAGUAUCAGUAUAACCGAAGAAGGGUUCCUGCAGAAAUCACUCAAGAAGUGAUGAACAGUGCCCGAGUUCAAGCAGCAAUUAAAAAGGUGACCAUCGAGUCAAACCGGACGCGACAGGAAGUAGAAGCUGAUGUUAACACUAUUCUAAAUGAAAUGACUCACAAUUUUCAGCUUGGCUCGGUUCGGUUGUUUGGCUACAUGUUGUCCAAAGUUUUUAAACAGCUGUAUACGGGGCUUUACGUGAAUCUUGAUGGAGUAGAAAAG